Messenger RNA from Auxenochlorella protothecoides, 1212 nucleotides. RefSeq names its product Ubiquinol oxidase 4, chloroplastic/chromoplastic. Bases 1 to 1212 code for a protein of 403 amino acids. The transcript has 8 exons. Gene Ontology annotation, molecular function: alternative oxidase activity. Gene Ontology annotation, cellular component: mitochondrion. NCBI's taxonomy places the organism in Eukaryota, Viridiplantae, Chlorophyta, Trebouxiophyceae, Chlorellales, Chlorellaceae. Gene Ontology annotation, biological process: alternative respiration. The record is from RefSeq and is a predicted model, not a curated record.
AUGGCGGCCGACUACGGCUUCAGGUCGGGUUCUGGGAGGCUGUACCAGGAUGGAUACGGCUCCGUGCCCUCGUCGGCCACCGCGCUGGCGCUGGGCAACUUCAAGAAGGAGUUCAUGGAGCUGCGCAAGUCCGUGCGUUUCAAUGAGUACAAGGAGCUGUCGAGCACGAUGGACCCCAACCCCCUCAGCAAGGCCGCCCUGGUGGUGGGCUCUGCCCUCCAGAGCACGCUCACCAAGGCCGACAGCUGGCUGGAGGGGCGGGGCGUGCUGGGCAAGGUGGAGCAGGACACCGCCCGCGCCUCACUGACCCCGAAGGAGCGCAAGGUGCUGGAGAAGCUGCAGGCGCUGCGCCUGGAUGAUCGCCGGGUCAUCGCCCGGGAGCACAAGCGGGAGAAGGAGGGGCGAGGCGUGAAGGCGCCCUGGCUCAUCAAGGGCUCCUACGUUUUCCUGUGCUGGGUGCUGGACAUCCUGUACGCCAACCGCCCCAUCCAGCGCUUCUGGGUGCUGGAAACGGUGGCGCGCAUGCCAUACUUUGCCUACAUCUCCAUGCUCCACCUCUACGAGUCCCUGGGGUGGUGGAGGGCGGGGGCGGAGCUGCGCAGGAUCCACUUUGCAGAGGAGUGGAACGAGCUGCACCACCUGCAAAUCAUGGAAACCCUGGGUGGCGACCACCUGUGGAUCGAUCGUUUCUUCGCCGAGCACGCCGCUGUUUUCUAUUACUGGGUCAUUAUCCUCAUGUUCUUUGCAUCUCCCUCGGCUGCAUACGUGUUCUCGGAGCUCGUGGAGAAUCAUGCGGUGGACACUUACUCCGAGUUCCUAGAGGAGAACAAGGAGGUCCUGCAGGGCAUUCCUCCACCCCUCGUGGCAGUCACGUACUACAAGUCGGGUGACCUGUACCUCUUUGACGCCCUGCACACGGAGUGGGAGUCGGGAUCCAUUCGACGCCCAGAGUGCAACAACCUGUAUGAUGUGUUUGUCAACAUUCGGGAUGAUGAGUUGGAGCACGUCGCGACGAUGAAGGCCUGUGCCGAGAACACCAUCAAGCCCAAGAUGGAUGUGAGCGGGGAGGCGGAGGGGGGGGGAUGGGGAACAACACCAAAGUGGUGCUGUCGAUGGGGGGAAGAUCGGGCAGGUCUCACAGUCCAGGGCCCCAGGGGGUUGCUGUCAAUCGUCGCUGCAUACCCACAGAGCAGCCGCUCAGGGUGCUUGUGA